AGUCUUACUAAAGCAGCACAUUCAGCCGAAUGAAGAAAUGUAUCAAAUGCAAAUUUUAAUUAAGAAAGUCAGAAGUGGUCGGUUGCCUCUUGCUGGCUGUGGAGAUGAGGCGAUUUGUCAGAAAAGACAAAGAAUUUCUGAGGUAAAUGCCACGUAUGAUCACAAGGUGCUGAGCGAUUAAACAACAACAGUGUGUGGGGAACAGAUCAAUUAAUUCGAUGGGUUUACUUCACUGAGAUUGGGCUUGUACGAUUUCCUCUCGCCUCAAAAUCCAACUAUUUUGAACAAAAGGAGUAUCAACAUUUUCACCACCUUUAGCCAAUUAUACCAUGUAGAGGAGAUAAAGUUCACAAGCAAAUAAAAAGUGAAAAUGGGCUGUAACUGCAGCACUGACUAUGAUGAUGACAAUUGGAUCGAGGAUAUGUGCGAACAAUGCAGACUGGAAUAUGAACGAGAACAGAAGCAAUACCAGCAACAAAACUAUCCAGAAAUUCAUGAUCCCCUGGUGAAUUAUGACAUUCAUUCUCCACCAUCUUCUCCCUUUGUAGGUGAUGAUAUAUUUGUUGCCUUGUACAACUACGAGCGAACCCAUGAGGAUGAUCUUGAUUUCAAGGAAGGUGAUCAGCUGAGAGUUCUAAAACGGGAGGGAGACUGGUGGAAAGCACAAUCUUUAGAGACAGGACAAGAAGGCUACAUCCCAUACAAUUUUGUGGCACGGGCACACACGCUGGAGAUUGAAACAUGGUUCUUUAAAGACUUAAGCCGGAAAGAGGCUGAGCGACAACUUCUAACAGCUGGCAAUACCGUCGGUUCCUACCUGAUUCGAGAGAGUGAAACCACCAAAGGUUCUUAUUCAUUGUCUGUAAGGGACUUUGAUUCACAACAAGGAGACGUGGUAAAGCACUAUAAGAUUCGUUCUUUAGAUAAAGGAGGCUAUUACAUCUCACCCCGGAUAACCUUCAAUACUCUUCACGAGCUGGUGAAGCAUUACUCAUAUACCACGGAUGGUUUAUGUCAGUGCUUGAAGAAACCAUGUCAGACUCAAAAGCCACAGAAGCCAUGGUGGCAUGAUGAAUGGGAGGUCUCCCGGGAGUCGCUGAAAAUGGUGGAGAAGUUGGGAUCUGGGCAGUUUGGAGAUGUUUGGAUGGGUUAUUAUAACAACUACACCAAGGUUGCCAUUAAAUGUUUGAAGACUGGAACCAUGUCUCCUGAGGCUUUCUUAGCAGAAGCCAAUCUAAUGAAGACUCUGCAACAUCGCAAGCUGGUGAAACUCAACGCUGUGGUCACUGAGGAACCAAUUUUAAUCAUCACAGAAUAUAUGGCAAACGGUAGCCUAGUUGAUUUUCUGAAGACCCCUGUAGGAUCUAAACUCAGCAUAAUAAAGCUCAUUGAUAUGGCAGCACAGAUUGCUGAGGGAAUGGCCUUUAUUGAAAGAAAAAAUUAUAUCCAUCGAGAUCUUCGUGCAGCGAAUAUCCUGGUUUCUGAAGAACUCUACUGCAAGAUUGCUGAUUUUGGUCUGGCCCGUCUUAUUGAAGACAAUGAGUAUACAGCAAGGGAAGGAGCUAAGUUCCCCAUCAAGUGGACAGCACCCGAAGCCAUCAACUAUGGCACAUUCACCAUCAAGUCUGACGUCUGGAGUUUUGGAGUGUUACUUACAGAAAUUGUGACAUAUGGACGGAUUCCAUAUCCAGGAAUGACCAACCCUGAAGUCAUUCAGAAUUUGGAACGGGGCUAUCGAAUGCCAGCCCCUGAAAACUGCACAGAAGAACUAUAUGAAGUAAUGCUGCGUUGUUGGGGAGAGAAACCUGAAGAUCGGCCAACUUUUGAAUAUCUGCAAAGUGUAUUGGAAGACUUCUUCACAGCCACUGAAGCUCAAUACCAACAACAGCCUUAGCAGGGCCUCAUGCCUUGAUGGUAUAAACAUUACUGAGGAUUAGAAACUCUGAAAAAUAUUGUCUCUGGAAUUGGGUAGCAUGAGAUAGAAAAAAUUCAGUUCACAAUUUGGUUGCCCAACUGUGAGGCAGCUUGGGGUAAUCAGUUUAUCUGGAGGGAUGAUUGCCUACAGCUUGGAUAUUGUUCCUCAUUUUACCAGAGGCAUGGAGAAAAUAAUUAGGAGCUGAUUUUUUUUUUUCAUUGAGGUAGGCGUUUGAAAUGUCUUCAUAUCUGCUCCCAAUUUGGGUAGAUAUAUUUGCCAGGUCUGCAGUAGAAAUUCCAUUUGUAAUAGAUAAACAAGAUUUCUGACACUCUUUUAAUUCUUCUGUGAGAUGUGGGUUUUGCUUGCUGGGGCAGUAUUUAUUACCCAUUCUUUCCUUUCCCUGGAGAAAAUGGUGCUCAGCUGUCCUUGUCAUUUAUUGCAGUCUAUUUGGUAACUAAAUCUGUUCAUUUGGUGGCCAAAUCUGUUCAUUUGGUGGCCAAAAGCAGUUCUGAGGGGACUCCUGGUCUUUAUCUCAUUGAUUAAUUUUAUCAGGAGCACCAGCUUGGACCCAUUUAAAAGACUUGUUCGAGAGCUCCUUUGCAAAUUUUUCAUUGAACAAUAUCAAUAGCAAUAAUCUAUCAAACACAAUCAGAAUGUUGGUUAAUUGCAUGAAACUUGCCUUGUGCUUAAACCACAUCCUAGUAAAUAUUAAGCUCCUUUUGCAGGCUAUCUAUUAGGUAAAAUAUAUGCUGCAAAGGAUUUAGCAGCCAAGUGUCUGACUUGGAUUUUCCAAAUGAAGUACUUAGCUUUUAUUGCAAUUACUCUAGGGGUCCAACAAUUGUUCUGUCAUCCAAUUGCUUUCAGGCAUUGUCCCACCUUCAUUGAGAAUAGCUGUAGAUACUGAAAGGAAAAUCAAAUUCUUCAAAAUAUUCUAUUAUGUUCUGAAGGCCCUGGGUCACCAUUUUUUUAACUUAAUGUAGCAUUCUGUAUGAAUGAAAUCUUUCAAUUGAAAUAUUUAUGCUACAUCAUCUUAAUUGUUUUAUGAUUGUUCUUUUGAAAUAAUUUUUAUGGUUUUUAUUUUUGUUGGUCUUUUAGAAUCAGUUAAUUUCUAAUAAUAGGCUGCCACAUGCAGUAUCUAUCCAGACUGUUCCCAACCAGACCAGUAGAGAGAACAGCCUUCAAACAUUCCAAUACAGACCCAGAGUCAACUGGUUAGGCAGAAGGUCAGAAAUCUCUAGUGGAAGUUAUGCCACCUCUUCAUGUAUAUUCUUCAAUGAAUGAUAUCGGCAUUGUUAGUAAAGCCAGUAUUUCGCUUUUUCCUUGAGAAGGUGGUGCUGAGUUAACUUUUUAACCACUGUAGACUGUGUGAGAUAGGGACACCCACUGUGCUGCUAGGAAUUGAGCUAUGGAGAGAGACUGAAUAGACUGGGGCUACUUUCCCUGGAGCAUCAGAGGCUGAAGGGGGACAUUUUAGA
This is a messenger RNA of Chiloscyllium plagiosum (whitespotted bambooshark), 3390 nucleotides long. RefSeq names its product proto-oncogene tyrosine-protein kinase LCK-like. Gene Ontology annotation, biological process: protein phosphorylation. Gene Ontology annotation, molecular function: protein binding; protein tyrosine kinase activity; ATP binding. NCBI's taxonomy places the organism in Eukaryota, Metazoa, Chordata, Chondrichthyes, Orectolobiformes, Hemiscylliidae. The record is from RefSeq and is a predicted model, not a curated record.